GGAACUUUGGAUUUGUUCUUUAGCUCGUGAAGCUUAAAAGCUACAACUUUUUAAACGUUCAGCGAUAAGAAAUUCGGUCUAUUAAAUAAUUCUUUACGAGAUUCACUAUUUUAAUCUGUGAUCCUUAUUAUUAAAUCAUACACAGUAUGGAUGGAUUAACGGCGACCGAGACACGCGAGCUCGAGCAGCGCAUGCAAAAGCAGCAGAUGAAGGCAUUCUUUGGCCUCUUCAGCAACCUAGUCGACCACUGCUUCAUAUCCUGCAUCGAUGACUUCACCACCAAGUCCCUAACAUCCCGCGAGUCCGGCUGCGUAACACGAUGUGUCCAAAAACAUAUGGCUCUAUCGCAACGCCUUAGCGAACGUUUCCAAGAACACAAUGCCCAGAUGACCCAGCAGCAACAACAACAACAAGGGGCUUUCCGAUAGAUCCGUCGUGUGCAUGGAAAACGAGUUAUCCUCUCCUAAAGUGGCCACUGUACAUUAUAGACCUGGAGCUUCUUAUAAGGCUAGGAUAGCAACGAGGUUAGCUAUAAUUUCGGUAGAUAUAUACCAUGCGCCUAUGUGUCUAGGACGGGAUUAAAUAUGCAAUCGCUAUACCGGGCGAUUUAUAUAGCAGACGCUUGAGUUAUCUACGUCUGUUGACGUGAAUUUGAAGGCCAAGGGAUAGCCUCACUGUAACAGUAGCAACUACAUAUAUAGGUCCUGGUCCCUUCGAAGAACCUAGGGAUAUAAUCUGGGUCUAGAUUGGGCUAUGAAGAGUCAUCAUUCAACUCUGUAUAAAGAUUUAAAAUUA
Hypoxylon trugodes is the source of this 795-nucleotide messenger RNA. Its product is annotated as mitochondrial intermembrane space translocase subunit. Lineage: Eukaryota; Fungi; Ascomycota; Sordariomycetes; Xylariales; Hypoxylaceae. The record is from RefSeq and is a predicted model, not a curated record. The transcript has 3 exons. The coding region runs from base 147 to 428 and encodes 93 amino acids.